Molecule: messenger RNA, 1424 nt
Organism: Carya illinoinensis
Lineage: Eukaryota; Viridiplantae; Streptophyta; Magnoliopsida; Fagales; Juglandaceae
Exons: 3
Coding region: 230-1201 (323 amino acids)
Biological process (GO): protein refolding
Cellular component (GO): cytoplasm
Source: RefSeq, a predicted model, not a curated record
CUUCAUCCUCUCAUCCCUAACCAUGACAGAAACAGCAGACAGCAGUAAAACUAGACCUCCUCCUCACUUCCUCCGCACCAUUCUCAUCCUCAGAGCGAGGAGAGAGAGACCCACAACAAUAAACAACACAACGUAGAGGAAGAGGAAAAGGGGGUGCCGUUGGAAAAGCAGAAGCACAAAAACAAAACAUGCGUUGAUCAACAGUGACAACAACACAUACCCAAAAAUUAUGCCGGCUCAACUCCUUAUGGCGGGAGUGGGACUCUCCCCGAUCAACGGCUCCUCUUCCUUAUACACAGCCCUUUCCUUCUCCUCCACCUUCCAUUCCACUCAUCUUGCCGCCUCUCCAUCCACCUGCACCCGACCCCAACCUCGCCUCCACCGCUGGGUCCCACUCGUUUUCUCUUCCUCCCCAUCGGCUGCCCAUCUCGACCACUACGCUGUUCUCGGUCUCCGGCGGAACGCCUCUUUCGCUCACGUCAAACGAGCUUACCGCCUUCUCGCCCGUAAGUAUCAUCCCGAUGUUAGCAAAGACUUGCAAUCUGGCGAGGUAUUCAAGAGAAUCAGGCAUGCAUAUGAAGUUCUAUCUAAUGAAACAACAAGGACUCAGUAUGACCGAGACCUCAAAUUGCAAGAAGACACUGACAGGCGAGAUAGAGGAAAAUGGAACCAUAGGCCUGAAUGUGAAGACAGGGCAAGGAUUUAUAGGUGGGCUGAAGUGAGGUUAAAAAUGCAACAUGAGAGAUAUUGGGAGCGCCAUAGCUAUAACAUCACUGAGGAGAACCCCUCCUAUGAUGAUUCGGAUGAGAUGUCUGAAGAAGGAAGUAUGGAUCAAGAGAAAGGACCCUUCACCGAAGUGCUUAGAUCUGCCUUUAUAUCUAUAUUUAUUCUGCGGACCUUUGGUUCUAGAUGGUCUCUCACCUUUAGUAGCCUCAUGGCCAUGUUUGAUAGGAGGCUGGAUGCAGGGUAUAAGAUUGGUUAUGUAAUCGCAUGGAUUUUGGGCGGGAGUGGUGGUGUUUUGCUGACUUUGUGCCUCUCUUUUGCAAGUUGGGUUUGUGGAAAAACCAGCAGCAGCAUAGUUGCUCUGGUGGUGGUAGCCAUGUGGGUAGCCUCCAGUUUGGCAAGGUAUGCACCACUUCCACAGGGUGCUCUUCUCACUCUUUUGUACAUGUCUAUUAAGCUACAGGUCGAAUUAAACUAAAGCUGCCAACUGCUACUUCAUCUUCUGUAAAAAGAAAUCUCAGUUUCUGUAAAUUUUGUUCUUUAGAAAGUGGCUGUGUACAUAAGCUGUUUCUGUUAUCGUGUUCUGAGAGUUGUUAAUUGUAUACUUCCACUCCCAUUGGAUAUAAAAAUCCAGUAGGAACUGGUUUGACAAAUAGAAGGUGCAGAAAUUGCAGACUGGACACUGAUACUUUUUGGAUCAA